AUGCUCGAAGCGAAACUGAACGAAGCCGCGAUCUUAAAACGUCUCCUGGAUGCCGUGAAAGAACUCGUCACGGACGCCAACUUCGAGUGCAACGAGGAGGGCAUCAAUCUGCAAGCGAUGGACAACUCGCACGUCGCCCUCGUCGCGGUCAAGCUCGAGUCGACGGGGUUCAAGCGCUACCGCUGCGACCGCCCGAUGCCGCUCGGUGUCAACAUCAACUCGCUGACGAAAGUCCUCAAGUGCGCGAAGGACGACGACAUCUGCACGCUGAAGGCUGCGGACGACGGGGACAUCCUCAACCUGACGUACGAGGCGCGGAAUUCGGACCGCAUCGCGGAGUACGACAUGAAGCUGAUGGACAUCGACUCGGACCAGCUCGGGAUCCCGGACACGGAGUACGACGCGCGCGUGACGAUGCCCGCGAGCGAGUUCUCGCGCAUCGUGCGCGACCUCUCGCAGCUCGGCGAGAGCGUGCGCAUCGAGGUGUCGAAGGAGGGCGUGCGCUUCGCGAGCGACGGCGAGGCGGCGAACGGGAGCGUGCUCCUCAAGCAGAGCGAGGGCAUCGGCGCGACGGCGAGCGGGAAGAUCAAGGCGCCCGCGAAGGAGGAGAGCGAUGGCGAGGAGCCCGGCCCCGAGGACGAGGAGGACGAUGAGGAGGGAGGAAGUAAGAAGAAGGUGAAGAAGGAGAAAGUGAAGAAGGAGGAUGGGGAUGCCGGGGAUGAGGAGGACGUGGAGAUGAAUGGGGACGCAGAGGAGGACGAGGAGUUCAAGGGGCGCAGCGAUAACGAGGAUGAGGAGGACGAAGAGGAGCAGGAGAACAAGAAGCGGAAGAAGAAGGCUUCCACCUCAAAGAACGGGAAGCCAUCGAAGAAGGCAAAGCGCUCCCUGGACGACGAUCCACCCAAUGCCGUCCGCAUCGAGAUGAAUCAACAUGUGACGCUCACCUUCAGUCUUAAAUACCUCGUGAACUUCUCAAAAAGCGCGACGCUGGCCGACAAGGUGCAGCUAAUGAUGAGCAACGACGUUCCUUUACUAGUGUCCUAUGAAUUCGGCCAGGGGUACAUACGCUACUACCUCGCACCCAAGAUUGGCGAUGAUUGA
Gloeophyllum trabeum ATCC 11539 is the source of this 1101-nucleotide messenger RNA. RefSeq names its product proliferating cell nuclear antigen. Gene Ontology annotation, cellular component: PCNA complex. The record is from RefSeq and is a predicted model, not a curated record. Gene Ontology annotation, biological process: mismatch repair; translesion synthesis; regulation of DNA replication. Lineage: Eukaryota; Fungi; Basidiomycota; Agaricomycetes; Gloeophyllales; Gloeophyllaceae. The coding region runs from base 1 to 1101 and encodes 366 amino acids. Gene Ontology annotation, molecular function: DNA polymerase processivity factor activity; DNA binding. The transcript has 6 exons.